AACAGCGCCCGGGUUGAAAGGUCAUCGUUGCGAAAACAUGGCGGCUUCAAGCAAGACAACGGUGGUGCUUAAGACGGUCAAGAACAUUGUUGUUCAGUUUUGUCCGUUUGAAGCCAAUGUUCGUUCCACACGGGAGUUCCUGGUCCUGGUUGGGUCUGAGAAGGCCAGAUCUACCAAUAUGAACUGUGAGGUGAUGACAGAAGUAAAACACGACCAGUCUGAACCAGUGGUGGACAUCACAUUCAUGGAUGGAGAGAGGCUAAUGAUGAAGGGAGCGAGACUGACCAGCAAGGAGAUGCUGACUGCACUGCAGUCCCGAUGUAUGGCCAAGGACCCGCAGGCCAAAAUUACAGCCAAGAAGUAGUCCCCUCCCUCCCUCAGUAUUAUGUAUGUGUCUAUGUAUAUUUGUGAAUGUUUAUGAUAAAAUACUUUAUUGAAAUGUU
Molecule: messenger RNA, 443 nt
Organism: Salvelinus namaycush (lake trout)
Lineage: Eukaryota; Metazoa; Chordata; Actinopteri; Salmoniformes; Salmonidae
Product: 39S ribosomal protein L53, mitochondrial-like
Exons: 3
Coding region: 38-364 (108 amino acids)
Cellular component (GO): mitochondrial large ribosomal subunit
Source: RefSeq, a predicted model, not a curated record